Molecule: messenger RNA, 999 nt
Organism: Magnolia sinica
Lineage: Eukaryota; Viridiplantae; Streptophyta; Magnoliopsida; Magnoliales; Magnoliaceae
Product: photosynthetic NDH subunit of lumenal location 1, chloroplastic
Exons: 8
Coding region: 122-823 (233 amino acids)
Biological process (GO): photosynthesis
Cellular component (GO): photosystem II oxygen evolving complex; extrinsic component of membrane; photosystem II
Molecular function (GO): calcium ion binding
Source: RefSeq, a predicted model, not a curated record
CCGUUCAAAUUUCCCGAAGAAAAUCAAAGGGGAAUAAAAGAAAAGAAAAGAAAGAAGGCGCACAGAUUGCAGAUGGCCUAAUCCAUUUUGAAGUAACUGUUUAUUCUCUGCAAGCACAAAAAUGGCAGCUUCCUCUCUGUCAGGAAGCUGGGUCUCUUCCCUUCCAAAACAGUUAUACAUGCCGAAUUCGCCAUCUAUCAGUCGUUCUAAUGCAAUUCCUACAUCUACUGUAAAGGCGCAUUCAAAAGAAAUGCAUUUAAAUGAAAAAGGUUUUAUUGGAAGAAGGUCGGCAUUGUCUGGAAUAGGGGCGUUGACGGCAAGUAUAUUCUCCGGAAGCUUUGCUUUGGCUGAAGAAAUACCAGAGAACUUCAAAGCUUUUGUCGAUUUUCCAGAUGGGUACACCUAUUAUUAUCCCUCAGAUUGGAGGGACUUUGAUUUUCGGGGCCAUGAUUCGGCAUUUAAAGAUCGCACUCUACCGUUACAAAAUGUUAGAGUCAGUUUCAAACCAACCGAUAAAAGUGACAUCCGAGAUUUGGGUCCAAUGGAUGAGGUCAUUUUCAGCCUGGUGAAGAACAUUUUUGCUGCGCCAACUCAAAGACCAACCAUAUUUGAUAUCCAGGAGCGGACCACUAAUGGGAAGAACUACUGGACUUUUGAGUAUGAGCUUGCAUCGCCGAACUUUUCUCGUAGCGCCUUUGCAACCAUAGCAAUCGGCAAUGGGAGAUAUUAUACACUGAUCGUGGGAGCAAACGAAAGACGAUGGAGCAGGCUGCGGAAAAAGCUUAAAGUGGUCGCCGACUCUUUCAAACUACUGGACAUCUGAAGAUAAAUUUUCAGUCCAAAAGUUAGUUGUAUUGCCGAUUGAUUUUACCGAUUCAAUAUUCAAUAUUCGCUAAAGAAAAUUGUUAUCUAUGUUUCUUGUAUAUACACAACCAUAAAGAUCCAUAUUUUCUUUUGCUUCUGUGGAAAUUAAGGACACGAAUGGAUGGGUCUGUCACA